This is a messenger RNA of Theobroma cacao (cacao), 390 nucleotides long. The record is from RefSeq and is a predicted model, not a curated record. Lineage: Eukaryota; Viridiplantae; Streptophyta; Magnoliopsida; Malvales; Malvaceae.
AUGGCCCUGCUAUGUGGAGCUGCUCGCUUAUUUGGAUCAACAAUUUCUUCAAAGGCCCUACUUAGUGUAUCUGGGAUUACCCCUCAAGAAGUUGUUGAGGCAUUUUAUGCUGCAUGCAAAAGCGGCAACUUUGAUUUGGCAAACAAGGACGUCAAUAAUGGAAUUGCAGAAGGGUUUCCGGUUUCUCAGAUGCUUUCUCAGUUAUUUGAUGUGGUUGUUGAGGCAGAUGAUAUACCAGAUGAACAAAAAGCUAAAAUUUGCAAGAGUUUGGCUGAGGCAGAUAAGCGUCUAGGGGAUGGUGCAGAUGAGUACUUGCAGCUGCUGGAUGUGGCCAGCAACACAAUGCGAGCUUUGUGUAACAUGCGACAAGAAUUCUGUUUUGAAAGUUAG